This is a messenger RNA of Nycticebus coucang (slow loris), 2122 nucleotides long. It is a transcript of the gene CFI, whose product is annotated as complement factor I. Gene Ontology annotation, molecular function: protein binding; serine-type endopeptidase activity. The transcript is spliced from 15 exons. Gene Ontology annotation, cellular component: membrane. Gene Ontology annotation, biological process: proteolysis. The record is from RefSeq and is a predicted model, not a curated record. NCBI's taxonomy places the organism in Eukaryota, Metazoa, Chordata, Mammalia, Primates, Lorisidae. Bases 96 to 1928 code for a protein of 610 amino acids.
AAUAUUUUUUCAGAGGUUAAAAAUUAAAUUUCAAAACACUAUCUUGGGUGGGAAGAAAGUUCUCAGCAGAGACACAGACCCUAAACACCUCCAACAUGAAGCUUAUUCAUAUUUUUCUGUUACUUCUGUGUUUCUACUUAAGUUUUUGCCAGGUUAAACAGGAAAAUCCCAGAAAAGACACGAUGACAAAGAAAACUAAGCUCACUGUAACCUCAGACACACCUCAAGAGGACCUGGUGGAGAAAACGUGCUUAGCGAAAAAAUACACACACCUUUCCUGCAAUAAAGUCUUCUGCCACCCGUGGCAAAAAUGCAUAGAGGGGACAUGUGUUUGUAAACUCCCGUAUCAGUGCCCAAAGAAUGGCCCCGUGGUAUGUGCAACCAAUGGGAGAAGCUACCCAACAUACUGUCACCUGAAGAGUGUGGAAUGUCUUUAUGCAGGAACAAAGUUUUUAAAUAAUGGAACAUGCCCAGCUGAAGGAAAAUUCAGUGUUUCCUUACAUGGAAUUAAAAACUCAGAGGGAGUCGUUGAAGUAAAACUUGUAGACCAAGAUACAAAAAUGUUCAUAUGUCACAGUAGCUGGAGCAUGACGGAAGCCAACGUGGCCUGCCUUGACCUUGGAUUUCAACAAGGUGCUCUUCAUACUCAAAGAAGGUUUAGUGUUUCUGAAGAACCUUAUAUAAAUUCCACUGAAUGUCUGCAUGUGCAUUGUCGGGGAUUCGAGACCAGUUUGGCUGAAUGUACUUUUACUAAGAGAAGAACUCAGGGUUCCCAAGAUUUAGCUGGUGUGGUGUGUUACACACAGGACACAGAUUUACCAAUGGAUAAAUCCUUUCAGUGUGUGAAUGGGAAAUACAUUUCUCAGAGGAAGGCUUGUGAUGGUGUCAAUGAUUGUGGAGACCAAAGUGAUGAGCUGUGCUGUAAAGGGUGCCGCGGUGACAGUUUCUUUUGUAAAUCGGGUGUUUGUAUUCCAAGCCGGUAUAAAUGUGAUGGUGAAGUGGACUGCCUUACAGGAGAAGAUGAAGUUGAUUGUGAAGGACCCAGACAUUCUGCAACUCAAGGCUUUGCACUUGUGGCUCAAGAAGAAACAGAAAUUUUGACUGCUGAUAUGAAUGAAGAAAGAAAACGGAUAAAGUCAUUAUUCCCUAAACUAUCCUGUGGAGUUAAAAACAGCCUGCAUGCUCGAAGGAAACGAGUCGUGGGAGGAAAGCCUGCAGUAGUGGGAGACUUCCCAUGGCAGGUGGGAAUUAAGGAUAGCGAGGGAAUUUCCUGUGGAGGAAUUUAUAUCGGUGGCUGUUGGAUUCUGACUGCUGCACAUUGUGUCAGAGCCACUAGAAGUCACCGUUACCAAAUCUGGACAUCAUUAAUAGACUGGAUAAAACCGAAUGCUGAGACAAAAGUUGAAUGGGUGGAUAGGAUUAUUAUCCACGAAAAAUACAAUGGAAGCACCUACAAGAAUGACAUAGCUUUGAUACAAAUGAAAGGCCACCCCAAACCAGGAAUUUGUAAGCUGACUAAAUCCAUCCCUGCUUGCAUCCCCUGGUCUCCGUAUCUAUUUCAACCUAACAGUAGAUGCAUCGUUUCUGGCUGGGGUCGAGAAAAAGAUAACCAAAAAGUCUUUACACUUCGGUGGGGUGAAGUUUACCUAAUUGGCAACUGCUCUAAGUUUUAUCAACAUCGCUUCUAUGAAAAAGAAAUGGAAUGUGCAGGUACAGUUGAUGGUUCCAUCGAUGCCUGUAAAGGGGACUCUGGAGGCCCCUUGGUCUGUAUGGAUCCCAACAACGUGACUUACGUUUGGGGUGUUGUGAGUUGGGGUGAAAACUGUGGACAACCAGAGUUCCCUGGUGUUUACACCAAAGUAGCCAAUUAUUUUGACUGGAUUAGCUACCAUGUGGGAAGGUCUCUUAUUUCUCAGCAUAAUCUAUAAAAUUGUGAUCCUCCUCUUUCUACUCUUUUUCUUUCAGAAGUUCCAUUUUAAUUGAUAUGAAACUGUAUAUUUAAUUUUUCUCUAGGGACAAAAUUGAAUCAAAUCUCAUUGGUAUUUUUAAAGGUCUCUACAAAGUUUACACCAUACUGGAAUUUUCCUGUGUAAUUAUGAAAUAAAUAUUUUGGUUAAGUAUA